Molecule: messenger RNA, 1046 nt
Organism: Kogia breviceps (pygmy sperm whale)
Lineage: Eukaryota; Metazoa; Chordata; Mammalia; Artiodactyla; Physeteridae
Product: probable G-protein coupled receptor 141
Biological process (GO): G protein-coupled receptor signaling pathway
Cellular component (GO): membrane
Molecular function (GO): G protein-coupled receptor activity; oxysterol binding
Source: RefSeq, a predicted model, not a curated record
UAGCUGAAAAAAUUGAUGAGCAGAACUUAUGGUGGCAUGUUCAUCCUUGAUUCAAAUAUGAACACAGUAUAAUUUCACAUUUACCUGAUGGAACUACUUUUCUACAGAGAAAAAUAAAAGGUGACUCCUGAAGUAUGGCUGACCACAACAGUUCCUCCUGCAAUAACCCUAUAAGGUCACCCCAUUUAACCAGGCUCUACUUCGUAGUGCUCUUUGGAGGGCUGGUGGGCAUCAUCUCCAUUUUGUUCCUGCUGGUGAAAAUGAACACCCGGUCUGUAACCACCACAGCAGUCAUUAACCUGGUGGUGGUCCACAGUGUUUUCCUCCUGACAGUGCCUUUUCGCUUGAUCUAUCUCAUCAAGAACACUUGGACAUUUGGGUUGCCCUUCUGCAAAUUUGUGAGCGCCAUGCUGCACAUCCACAUGUACCUCACAUUCCUGUUCUACGUUGUGAUCCUAGUCAUCAGGUACCUCAUCUUCUUCAAGUACAAGGACAAAGUGGAAUUCUACAGAAAACUGCAUGCUGUGGCUGCCAGUACUGCCCUGUGGCUACUGGUGAUUAUCAUUGUGGUGCCCCUGGUUGUUUCUCAGUAUGGAAUUCAUGAGGGUUAUGACAAAUUCCACUGUUUUAAAUUCCACAAAGAACUUGCUCACGCAUAUGUGCAAGUCAUCAACUAUUUGAUAGUCAUUAUUGUCAUAGUUAUUGCAGUGAUUCUCUUGGUCCUCCAGAGCGUCAUAAUUGUGUUGAUGGCGCGGAAGCUACACCACUCCUUACUAUCCCAUCAGGAGUUCUGGGCCCAGUUGAAAAACCUGUUUUUUAUAGGGGUCAUUCUUAUUUGCUUCCUUCCCUACCAGUUCUUUAGGAUCUAUUACUUGUACACUAUGGCACAUUCAAGUGACUGUAAUGACAAUGUUGCAUUUUAUAAUGAAAUCUUCUUGAGUGUAACAGCGAUUAGCUGCUUUGAUUUGCUGCUCUUUGUUCUUGGGGGAAGCCAUUGGUUUAAGAAAAAGAUAAUUGACCUAUGGAAUUGCCUUUUGUGCUGUUAA